Molecule: messenger RNA, 1522 nt
Organism: Hyalella azteca
Lineage: Eukaryota; Metazoa; Arthropoda; Malacostraca; Amphipoda; Hyalellidae
Gene: Coq7
Product: 5-demethoxyubiquinone hydroxylase, mitochondrial
Exons: 4
Coding region: 37-738 (233 amino acids)
Biological process (GO): ubiquinone biosynthetic process; regulation of reactive oxygen species metabolic process; determination of adult lifespan
Cellular component (GO): mitochondrial inner membrane; nucleus
Molecular function (GO): 3-demethoxyubiquinol 3-hydroxylase activity
Source: RefSeq, a predicted model, not a curated record
UUGAUAAUGUUUAUUUAUUUUUGCAGGUAUUGAAAGAUGCAUUUUGUUCAAAAUAGAUUAUUUAUUCAAACUAAGAGGAUUUUACUGUUGCAGCAUGCAAGAUGUUAUUCAGACUCUUCUCAUACAUCUGUGGACCAAACUCUAAGUGGUGACUCUCAUAGGGAUAAACAAAAAACAAUUCCCUACAAAGAUCUAAGUUGUGCAAGUCGAGAGCUUCUUGACAAAAUCAUAAGGGUUGACCAUGCUGGUGAACUUGGUGCUGACAGAAUAUAUGCAGGCCAGAUAUCAAUACUCAAGAACAGCAGCGUGGGACCUAUCAUCCAGCACAUGUGGGACCAGGAGAAGGAGCACAAAGCCAAGUUUGAAGAACUCAUCCCUUUGUAUAGAGUGAGACCCUCUUUGCUGACACCUAUCUGGAAUGUUGCUGGCUUUGCUCUUGGGGCAGGUACUGCACUGCUGGGAAAGGAGGCGGCCAUGGCGUGCACUGUGGCAGUGGAAUCAGUCAUCACAGACCACUACAACAGCCAACUGAGGGCACUGCUUGCUCUGCCUGAGUAUGACAAGCAUGAGGGCGUGCAGGAGUUGGUGCGUGUGAUCAGCAAGUUCCGGGAUGAUGAGAUGGAGCAUCAUGACACCGGCCUAGAGCACGAUGCAGAGAUGGCACCUGCAUACCAAGUGCUCACGGCAUUUGUCAAGCUGGGGUCACGGGCCGCUGUCUGGGUCGCUGAGAGGGUAUAGGUUAUAUGAGGGGCCGCUGAUAGGGUGUAGGUUGCUGAGAGGGUCUAGGCUGCCGUAAGGGUUUGAUGAUACCUGAGAGCGUCUAGGUUGCUAUGAGGGGUCCCUGGCAAAGCCUGUGUUUCUGAGAGAGUCUGGCCACUCCAUUUCUCAUUUUUAAACUGGGGGCAUUUUUGUUAUUUGGUAAAUUUGAAGUAUUUUCUCGAUCUGCCAGUUUUUGGAUUGUAUUCCAUACUUUGAAAAUUGUGUUGUUCAGCAGUAGAGUAGGUUUAGAAUGAUUAAAAUUGUCAGUUCAAUUCUAUUAUCGUUACAAUUGAGUUUUGAUUAAGCCAGGGCUUGGACCAUUUGCAAAACUAAAUGAGAAUUUUUCUAAUUUUAAUUUUGUCUCGAACUCAUUUGUGGAAGGUAACGACUUGCACGAAUUGCCACUCAAAACAGAUAGAUUCUACUGAAGCAAUAAAUGAACACUGGUCUUCUCUAGUUAGCAAAUUUUUCUAGGCUGUGAUUUUGAAUUAACGAUUGUUUUGUUGUUCCUAAUCUUAGUUAUAGUAAUGCUACUGCCUUCAAGGCCUUUAUCAUGUUACCAACGUCAGUUGGCACCGUACAUAGAAUUGAAAAAUGUGAUUAGGAGUCAAGAUGCUUAUCUCAACUCUUCGGACGUAAUGAAUUAAGAUACUCCUGCGGGGGCUAUGUGUGCACACCUGCAUAAACCUGUGUCACCGCAAAUUUAACUCAGAACCAAUGAACUAGCUUAAGUCCAUGUAAAUUGUUAUCGAAUCGUAAAGUA